AUGCCCAUCCUAGCUUAUUCUUCUACAGUCUUCUCCUUGGUAUCACUAGAGAUGUAUCCUAAAGAACUCUCCAUUGAUCUUUCUGAAGGAAAGAAUGAUGUGUACUGGAUUGUUACAGCCUUUCACGACCAAGUGUACCUGCAUGCCAUUCUUGCAUUAGCUGGGGCUUUCUUCGAUACACGCAAAGUGGAAAGCUAUACUCCCGAACUUUACAAACAUUCGAUCAAAGCUCUUCAACUUCUCCAAAAUCGGCUAUUUGUCAUGAAAGAAUCGGAUUGUUUUUCGAACGCGACCAUCAUGGCAAUAUUUGCCUUGGCCUCCGCAGCGGAUAUUGCAGAUGACCUGCCCACAGUGGAGCGUCAUCUCCGUGGCUUGAAAAGAAUCAUCGAUAUUAGAGGUGGGAUGGGGAGGCUACGGACCAAUACUCCUGAUCUCCUUGGGAAGAUUUGCAGACUUGACCUCGGCCUGGCUGUGAAAACUUGGAGGUCACCCGUCUUUUUCAACCAAUCGGUAUCCUGGGAUCCCUACCUCGUGAUAUCCCGCACCCCUCAAGAUGUCAACGACGAGACGAUGUCUUGGUGGAUCACUGACAACCUAGAACCGAGGCUAUGUACAAUAUGGGAGGACUUGAGACAGUUUCGCAGGAUGAGCAUCUUCGCCAACGAGGCAAACCAUAAAAUCCCAAAGGAAACGUUCACCGAACUGAUGGUUUCUCUCUCAUAUCGGCUCGUCAAUCUAUCCUAUGACUUGGACUCGCCCAACGAAGUAGUACGACUCGGUAUGCUGGGAUAUGUAACCUCCAUCUUCCUUCAGUGGGGGAAAACGGCAGAGUUCCACCACUUGCGGCACAUGCUGGGAGGGACUUUAAAAGCGAUGCAUCUUGGUAUGAGUGACAUCCCCAUGCCGGCAAGAUUGUGGCUGUUCCUCACGUGGCAUCUGCUCCAUCCAUCAGAGCAGGAGGUUGGGAUGCUGGACGGGUUGCUCGGAUCAAUGUCUCGUGAUGAUACCCCGUUGAUUUGGUCUGAUGUGGAAGAUUUGCUUCGAUCAACUGUAUGGAUUGGCCAUAUGCACGAUACGGAAGGAGAAGCCAUAUAUCGGCGUACUACUCUGCGGAUUUCAUCAACGGGAUAA
Clonostachys byssicola is the source of this 1131-nucleotide messenger RNA. Lineage: Eukaryota; Fungi; Ascomycota; Sordariomycetes; Hypocreales; Bionectriaceae. The record is from the annotation of a GenBank genome assembly.